AAGGGCGCUUUGUCCAUGCUCAGAAGCACCCAGCCCUCAUUCUGCACACUCAAAAGCGAAGCACUUCAGGGCAGGUUCUGCUUCGGCGGAGGAGAGAAGGACAGCCCUCUGCCCACGGCCAGAGGCACCGUGGGCGGGCACGGCAAGCAGCGCCUGGCUUUUAAGGGCAGGCCCCUCUCGGAGGGAGCGCGCGCGAGGGGAAGGCGCUCGGGGAGGCGGAGUCCGGCGCUUGGGCCUAGCCGCCUCCCUCAGCCAUGGCGCGCUUCGGCGCGGGCUUCGCCUACGACGACGACGGGGAAAGCCUGGCCUCCGGAGCCGGAGCAGCAGGAGCCGGGGGACUGGGAGGCUUCGGCGGGGGCGACCGGCUGGCCCGUCAGCAGGAGCGCCACUACCAGCUCCUCUCCGAGCUGCAGGCCCUCGUCAAGGACCUGCCCAGAGAACCUAAAAUCUCAAAAGCCUCAAAUAUUGCAUAGGGGAGCAAAAAAAAUUCUGAUGUUUCCGCUGGAGCUGUUUAUGCUGCUGAAAAGUUCUUCCCAGCAGAGGCUGUCCUAUACCAUCCUCAAUGACCUGGCCAUGGCACUCAUUGAUGGGACGGUCUUUGAGAUCGUCCAGGGCCUGCUCGAUAUCCAGCACCUGAUGGAAAGAAACCUCUACAACCAGCGGCUCAAGCUCCACAACGAGCACCGAGUUCUCAAGCAGGAGAUGCUGUAUAAGCACAAGGAAGCCCAGCAAGGCUGCAAGCCUCACAACUUGCCUCUUCUCAAAGCAGCUCAGCAGAGGGAGCUGGAGGCCCUGGAGCAGCGGAUUCAUGAUGAGCAGCAGAUGAUGGACGAGAAGAUUGUCCUGGAACUGGAUCAGAAAGUUGUUGACCAGCAGAACACGCUGGAGAAAGCUGGCGUCUCUGGCUUUUAUAUCACAACAAACCCGCAGGAGCUGACUCUCCAGAUGAAUCUGCUGGAGCUGAUCCGAAAACUGCAGCAAAAGGAAUCGCAAUCUAGAAAGCCUUUCUCCUGAGCAAAGGACAGAAGGGCACAAUAACUGCUCUUCCCCCCUCUCCCUCUUUUCUAGCCACGAUCCUCUGUGGGAGAGGUGCUGAACGAAAUUACUCAGUGUUUUUAUAUAGAUACAUAAAGGCUGGCACAGCCAGUUCCCUUUCCAGAACUCAGAAGAAAAGAGGCUCAGUAGGCUGGGGGAGGAGAGUUGCCCCCUUUUUUCAGUGUGGGGUGGAAGCAGGGUUGCUGCUGUCUUAACAGCCAAGGAAGCCCCAAAGUUCAGUUUGACUCUGUGUUUGUUUGUUUGUUUGUUUGUUUAUCUUGUUUUUUUAAAAUAUAUAUAUGCACACACGACACACA
Messenger RNA from Podarcis muralis (Common wall lizard), 1352 nucleotides. Lineage: Eukaryota; Metazoa; Chordata; Lepidosauria; Squamata; Lacertidae. The record is from RefSeq and is a predicted model, not a curated record.